Molecule: messenger RNA, 2208 nt
Organism: Lodderomyces beijingensis
Lineage: Eukaryota; Fungi; Ascomycota; Pichiomycetes; Serinales; Debaryomycetaceae
Source: the annotation of a GenBank genome assembly
AUGCUAAAGGAAUUGAAAGGGAACCACACAAGCUCGUUCUUUAGGAGGUAUCUCCCCUUGUUUCCCAAGUCUCGUUACAUAAGAAGGAGCUAUAUACUCGUGCCAUUCUUUGUCGCGAUAAUUUUUUUCCUACAUUACAUCAGCACCACUGACGUAGUGAGACUGCUAACUUUGCAGCUAACCACACCCAAGAUCCCCAUUAGUUCAUUUCGUGUCGACGACGGCGGAGGUCUCGUGAUUUACCCGUCGAAUUUCGACGAAAACACGCCUGGACUUGAGGAGCCGGCGGAAGAGUCGGAGAACCAGAUUGUCCAGUUUAAUGGCGCCACGGGCCCCUUGAGCAGCUAUAUUAGGGACCAGAAAUUCAAACCGCACGAGUUCACCCUUUUCGCAAGCAAAAUCGAGAGUGCCAGUGAAGAAGAAACGCAUUUGCGGAUGGAGGAAGUUUGUCAAGGCAUGAAGAUCAAGAAAAACGUCACCAUCACGCAAAGUAUUCGCUUAAAAGAGGACUGGCCUUUUAUUGUGGGCACGUUGAUCAAACAAGUCAAAAAUGAGCGUGCGUUUCGGGAGUUGCUGGAUUUCUUUCAGGGGAAAUUGCAGAGUUACAUCGAUAAGGAUGAGUUGGAUGAAAAACAUUUUUAUAAAUUUGCCAGUACAAGCGUCUGGCUUGCCAAACACGGCGUGCAUUUGAUGGUUAGCCGUGUUUUGUUUUCACAAACCGCGAAAAAGGACGAUCCGCAAAUCUCGCUUCUUUACGCGCAAUUGUGGGAUGAAAAUUGGAAAGAGUUGAAACGAGUCGAAUUGGUUGUUCCCGUGAUCAACGAGCAUGGUGAGCGGAUCUACGAAAAUAUGGAGUUUCCUCGAUUCAUGCCCAUUCCCUUUUACCACAAUGCCGACAGGACCAAGAAAAGAUGGUACGGGCCAGAAGACACGCGCUUGCUCCUAACCAAGAACGAGUACGGCGACGAAGAGCCAAUAGUGAUCUUUAACAGCUUCCACCGCCAAGUUGUCGAAAUCUCCAACAAGGCCUUGAAUGACGAUGUUGUACGCACCAAGUAUGGAUUCUUUAGAAGCAUGUUUAUGGGGUAUUUGUUUAGGUACCAAAUUGGCAAACAAAACACCGAUGGGCAACAGGACAAGAAAUACGAAAAAGUGAGGUAUAAUAAGGUGGCAGAAUUGCGUAUCGAUGAGCAAAAUAGGCAAAAGACGGAGAAAAACUGGACCCCUUUUAUCAAUCCCUCGGAAAGAUCGACAGCUACUCACUAUGGCGACAAGUACAUGUACAUUGUUUACCAAUGGGACCAUUUGAAAGUGUUGAGGUGCGAGUUGGCCAACCCGGGUCCAACGUCGCGUUGUACCGAAAUAUUCAAGCAAGAUGACACGGCAAUCAGAGUUGGUCCCGUGCGAGGCGGCACCGAGCUCAUCCCCGUGACUCUCAAAAACAAAAAGAAGGUCAACAAGGGCUUGAAACAGGCCUGGAUUGGAUUCUUGAGAGCGCAUUUGAACAGAUGCGGGUGCGGGAAAGCCAUGUACAGGCCAAACUUUAUUGUUCUUGCCCAGCACCAAAACGGCAAUUUCCAAAUCUCGUACUUGUCGUCUUCAAUCUCGAUGAACAUCCCCGUGGUUGGCUGGAAUGACGCCAGUGUCCAGUGCGCUAGACGCGACCCCAACGUUUUGAUCCCCAAUGGAAUCAGUAUGUACGAACCACAAUUGGACUACUUGACGCUCACGUUAUCGGUGGCCGAUAAAGAUGACAAUUUGGUGCAUUUGAAAGGUAUCCAGCAAAUGAUUGAGAAUUUGAACAUGAAAUGGGAUGGAAAUUUGGGUCAAAGCAAGCAAGUCGAGUGCGUUGUGGAUGAGAGUAUUGAUUUCUGCAAGAAGUACGCCGACUUGCAGGAUAGUUUGGGUUUGAGUGAAGACCUGAUUAAUUUGGCCAAACAAGCCGGUAAGAUUAGUGAUAAACCACCCGCUGGAAGCCUGCUCAAUGGAGAAGAAGCAGAAGAAGAAGUAUUUCAAGAAGCAUUUGAAGGAUUAGACGAUGAAGAGGGGAAGAGCCAUCAACAGGAUGAACAUCCAGGCGAAGACAACAGGGAUUCUGAGAAGGCACCGCAGGCCAAAGAAGUAUCGAAACCAAAGCUGGAGAAGGUGAAGGGAAAGGGAAAGCCGGUGGAAAAGGAAGAGGAUGACAAGGGAUCAAGCUGGUGGUGA